UUUUUAAUUACAGGCAAAGAGCAAAACAGGCUUAGAUAAUGUCUCGUUAUCAAUCUGACCCAGAAGAUCUGGGCUACGCAGAGCAGAGCGCUUGCGGCAAAUGCAUGCACUACACAUGGAAAACCAUCACUUGUCUCUUUUCCCACAUCACCCUUGUCUCCAUGGUUGUUUCCUAUUGUGUCCUAGGGGCUAUUACAUUUGAAUCCCUAGAAGUGGAACAUGAAAAAGACGUGAAAAGAAAUAUAAGUAAAUUAAGAACAAACGUAACAGAACACUUAUGGAAAUUGACACAAGACUCACCUUUAUUAAAAGUAGAUAAUUUUACUUUUGAUGCCACAAUAUUCCUAAAGGAAUUUGAGAAUGCUCUUCUUAAAGCAAUGACCAAAGAUGGGUGGGAUGGUGAGGAAGAUGAAAAUAAAGUUCAAUGGACAAGUACUGGUGCUUUAUUUUACUCCAUCAUUGUUAUAACGACAAUUGGUUAUGGUCAUAUAGCUCCUAAGACGACUUGGGGUAAAGUGGUCACCAUUUUCUACGCAAUCCUGGGGAUUCCCCUAAUGCUUUUAUGUUUGUCGAAUAUAGGGGAUAUAAUGGCAACUUCAUUUAGGUUUUUGUAUUGGAGAGUGUGUUGUUACGUUUGCACAAAAAAACCUAAGAAAACUAGAGGUAGAAACAAAUCUUUUAGAGUGACAGAUAGAAUGUCAAGAUCUAGAAACGCUUCAUUUCGUAGAUCGGUUAGAACAUCUACUAAAUCGGCAGACAGUGGGUAUGAAUAUUCCAUAUCUCGAUCGGAAUCAGAUUUAAGAUACAUAGAUGAAAGAACUAACCAUAGAAGAGGACAAAGUCUACCACGAAUGAAAUAUAACAGGUCGUCCCAAAACAGUGAGCAAACUUCCAGAAAAUCUAAUAACUACAACAGAAAUACCCCUCUACAUAACCAAAGAGGAGCAUCAUUGGAUAGAAGAAAAUUCCAAAGACGUAAUGAUGUAGAAAUGGAUUAUCUGGAGUUAGCUAGAACACCAGUGCUAUGCAACAAAUAUGUUUGUGGGAAGAACGAUUUACUAUCAAAUAAUAUAACAGGUAUUACACCUAGAGGAGUAGAAGUACAAGGUAAAACUUUUGCCCAACGCAGAGCAACUUCCAUGCCUAGACCAUACGGGAACUUUUUGGAAAUACCAGAUAGAUACCCUUCCCCCCCUUCAUCUGAUAAGGAUGAAGAUGAUGAUGUAUCAUCUAAGAGUUACCGAAGUGGAAGACCCAAAAAAAGUGGAAGGGCUAGGUCAAAAUCGCCAAUGGCACCAAAAAUGAUGACCCCAUUGGGAUAUGGACAUAAAAACGUAUACCUGGAUGAAUCCUCUGGUGAUGAGUAUUAUGCUUCUGGAACAAAACCAAGGACCAAACCAGUACCCAUUUGGUUGUGCCUCUGCCUUGUUAUAUCUUACAUAAUCGCAGGUGCUUUUCUUUUUGACUACUGGGAAGAAUGGGGUUUUCUAAACUCAGCCUACUUCUGCUUCAUAACGUUGACAACAAUCGGUUUUGGAGAUCUAGUACCAGCUAAAGGGGUAUCUCAGGAAGGUACAUAUGCCACCGUCAGCAUAGCGUUAUGUUCCUUAUAUUUAUUAUUUGGCAUAUCACUACUGGCUAUGAGCUUCAACUUGGUACAAGAGGAGGUGAUAUCGAAUGUUAAAAGUGUAGCCAAAACUCUGGGCAUAAUAAAAACUGACUCUGAUGAUUCAGACGAUGAUGUCUGAUGUAUUGAUGUAUUUAUAUUUGCUGGUUGAAAUAAUAAAUGUAUAAUUUUUACAA
Messenger RNA from Brassicogethes aeneus, 1803 nucleotides. The record is from the annotation of a GenBank genome assembly. Lineage: Eukaryota; Metazoa; Arthropoda; Insecta; Coleoptera; Nitidulidae.